This is a messenger RNA of Phyllopteryx taeniolatus (common seadragon), 1331 nucleotides long. It is a transcript of the gene pir, whose product is annotated as pirin. The transcript is spliced from 11 exons. NCBI's taxonomy places the organism in Eukaryota, Metazoa, Chordata, Actinopteri, Syngnathiformes, Syngnathidae. Gene Ontology annotation, biological process: monocyte differentiation. The record is from RefSeq and is a predicted model, not a curated record. Gene Ontology annotation, molecular function: quercetin 2,3-dioxygenase activity. Bases 360 to 1253 code for a protein of 297 amino acids. Gene Ontology annotation, cellular component: nucleus.
UUUCCAUUGAACUGUUUUUUUUUUUUUGGAAAGCAAUGUGUUUGAAGAUUGUCAGUCAUCAAGGUCAUGGCAAUCCGCAGAGGUUAACAAGCUUUUGGACAAGAAAUCGCUGAGUCAUUCUAUGACUCAUAGCCACGCCCCUCGAGGGACUUCCGUGUUUUGAUGAAGCAAGUGGACAGAAAAUAACUCAGUCACUUGGAUACAUUACCUUGAAGCACAAUGAACGUGAGAAAAGUGGAGAAAACUGUGCUGAGUGUGGAGCAGGGUGAGGGAGUUGGCGCUCGUGUUCGCAGAAGCAUUGGUAGAAAAGAGUUAUUCCCAAGUGUCUCUCCCAGUUGCAGAACCUGGAUCCUUUUUUGAUGUUGGAUGAGUUUCGUGUCAGCAAGCCAGCAGGUUUUCCAGACCACCCUCACAGAGGAUUUGAAACAAUGCUAGCCGUUGGAGGAGGUCUUGUUCUGAUGACCAUUUAUCAAAGCGUUAGGAAUAUUAAUGGGGAAGUAGAGCACGUUUGCUUUCAUCUUUGCUACGUUCUCUUUUACACCGUCGCUGUGUUGUUCCCCGAACAGGUAACGUACGUGUUGGAAGGGGUCGUAGCCCAUGAGGACUUCUGUGGCCAUUCAGGGCGACUGCAACCUGGAGAUCUGCAAUGGAUGACUGCAGGACGGGGAGUGGUUCACGCUGAGAUGCCCAUGUCUGAGGAACCCUUGGUGGGUUUGCAGCUCUGGGUGAACCUGUCCAGACAAAACAAAAUGGUGGAACCAGCCUAUCAGGAGCUGCGGAGCUCUGAGAUCCCCAAACCAACUCAGGGCGGAGUCACGGUGGCUGUGAUUUCUGGAGAAGCCCUAGGAGCAAAAGCCAAGGUCUUCACAAGGACAUCGACCAUGUAUUUGGAUUUUGCGCUGAGGACAGGAGCCCAACAUGUGCAGCCAGUUCCCUCAGGAUGGACUGCUUUCAUUUACACUCUAUCAGGAACCAUUGAUGUUGGUCCAGAUGAGGAGCAGCAGAAGGUGGAGCCCCAUCACACGGUAGUUUUUGGGGAUGGAGAUUGUGUGCGAUUUGAAAACAAAGGUUACGACAUUUCCCAUUUUGUCCUGAUCGCCGGAGAACCAAUCAACGAGCCUGUGGUGAAACACGGUCCAUUUGUUAUGAACACGCAGGAAGAGAUCAGCCAGGCGAUCAGCGACUACAGGAAUGCUCAAAAUGGCUUUGAGCGGGCCUUAAAUUGGAGAUCUAAGAUCGGGGAUGCUGUUUGACCACAAUGUUGUACAAAAUAUCUUGUUGUUUGUCUAUAUGAGUAAUAUUUUAUAUCAUAAAAAGGCAUUUUCAUUUUA